UAUUUUCAGAUAGAUUAAGUUUAUACGCAACACUCUGAGUGAAGUAGACAAAACAAGGUAUAAGAUACAUAAGAGUGUAGUAUAACCAAGACAUUGAGUGUUUGUAAAUAAAACUAACAGAGCAAAGACUCUCGAGGGAACGUUACUAAAUUGUUUGUGAAAAUCCAUGUGGUCCAAGUUAGCAACUAAGUCCGACAAGAAAUGGUACUCUAUAGACGGAUGGACAUAGAAGUAAUGCAGAAUACAACGAGUAAGUCGAAAAGGAUACUGAACGUUGACAGUUGUCGCUUUGGGAGUAGUCGAGUAAGGUUGUCGAAACGUAAAGACUGUCAAGGGUGAAUAAAAGAGCCUCGUGACGGAGGGCUUUCGAACAGCCCUGGCGCGGCUGCGACACUGCACCCCACAAGGGGGUUCUCUACCGAAUACACCGAAUCCACCUGCUACCCCUGAGCACAAAAGUCACGGUCAGAUAGAUAACCGUGGCUCGUCAGCAAGGAGUGCUGGCAGUGCAAAGAAUUGCAGUAGCGAUUUUGGUGGGUCGCAGUCGUCGCCGAUACGAGGAAUUGGAUGCAAUGCGACUGAAAGCUAUAGUAAGGAUACCGAUCUUCUGGCACACGCAGCUUCUGCUCUCCGUAGGUUACAUUUCAAAUCAGCUGGUGGAAGUCGCAGCUGUCGUACCGUACCAAAAGUAGUGAUCAUGGGGUCUAGCACUGCCUCCGAAACAACGAUUAACACCAGCACUGACAGUGUCAAUACUCAAGUAACUCUGAUAACGACGACGGACAGUGAGCAGCAUGAUGAUAGUAUGGAUUUAGCAGAUGAUUCACUAGAAUUAUCACCACCCGCUGUCUCAAAUUCAACAUCAACCAUAGCGAAGAGUGGAGGAAAAGAUGCAGAAGCUUCCUUUAAGAACUCAACAAUAUUCAUUUCCCAGCACACUACUGGUCCAACAACUCAGUCACCUCCAUCACAAACGUUAUUCAACAAUGAAAUUAGUUCAGUUAAUGGAGUUGGGGCACCCCCACCUACUCCCUUAAUUGGAGCACGUCAUGAGAGUAAAUUUUUAUUCAAUGUCGGACGAACUCCUGCACUGCCUGAUCUCCGAACUGCCGAAUUUUUUAGUACACCUGUGCGAGGCUCUGUGGACGCAGGACAGCCAAAUUCGAAUCAGUUGAAUUCCAUGCUUGCUUUGAUAGCGGCAAAAGAAAAUGCCUCGACUAUUGAAGAAGAAACAUCAAACCACAUAAAUCCAGCGAGUAAUACGACGGUGAAAAGUCCGGAGCCACUACAGCAGUCUGUUGAACGAGAUAAAUCCUCUAACGGUGGUGGCAGUGCAGGAAAGAUGCAGAAGACAUCAAAACCAAGUAUAAAUGUCACAACAAAUCCACUUGAUAUUUCACUCUGUGCAGCACAACCCCCUUGUGAAGUUACGCAACCGUCCACUGGUUCCAAGGGUCGAUGUAAACCACCAGGUACUAGCGGAGGGACCAAAAGAACAGCUCAAGCAACUAUUGUCGUACAGCAACCGUCACUAUCGUUAGACGCACCCGCUGCGACUAUACUUCUUCGUCCUGACGUUGACGCUUGUCGUCGAGAAGAAAAUAUGAGACAAUUGCUUGACGUUACUCAGACACUAACUCUUCAAGAGAUUCACGACUUUGAAAUGAGGUAUGGAAGUCCACAUCAUAGUAGAUCACAGUCAGUGAAGACACCCGGAAGCAGAUCAUCAGGACGUCCAAAUUACUUGUGUCUUCCCCAACAAAGAUCAAGAGUCGCUAGUAUGCCGAACACGGGCGUGGAAGAAGAAUACUACAGGCUAAGACAUUUCAGUAUAACUGGAAAGGGUAUCGUUAAUCGUGGUGAUUCUCUUAAAAGCCGAAGAUCUCGCUCUAACAAUAGUGUGGCUUCCAGCAACUCAAGCACGGAACAUUUAACUGCCUCUUAUCCUGGUUCAGCGAGAAAUUCAGCUGCUGGCUCAUUAGCGAGCUCUAGAGAAAGCAGUGCAUCUCAAGGUUCAGUACCUUACAAAAUCUUAAUGCUUGGCGCACCAUCAGUUGGCAAGAGUUCUAUUGUAUCACAGUUCAUGACUUCUGAGUAUCUGCAUGCUUACGAUACUUCCAUUGCUAUGUAUGUUGCAGACGAUGAAUCAGGGGAAAAAACAGUGAGUGUUCUUUUGGCUGAUGAAGAAUCUGAGUUGACUUUCAUUGAUCACCCAUCUGCUGAAAUGACGCCGGAAAACUGUAUAGCUACUUAUGAACCACAAGCGUAUUGUAUCGUUUAUUCGACAACAGACAGAGCUUCGGUGAGAGUAGCAGAAGAAGUUCUACAGACACUUUGGAGAAGUGACCUCGUAUCUGCGAGAGCUGUUAUUUUAGUUGGAAAUAAAGUCGACCUCGUUCGGAGUCGCUCUGUUGCUACUGAAGAAGGUAAAUCCAUGGCGAUAUCAUACGACUGCAAGUUCAUUGAGACUUCUGUAGGAAUAAACCACAACGUAGAUGAGCUCCUUGUGGGAUUACUGACGCAAAUACGAUUGAAACUAGAAAAUCCCGAGAGAACACGAGAUCUAUUCCAUAAGAGGUCGAGGAAAAACCGCAGCAGAUCACCUUUGGGUUCAUGUUCUGAGAACAACUCACCUAAGAAAUACCGUGGCAGUCGCACAAGUGCUAGUCUCAAAGUACGUAGUUUACUGGGUAAAGUUUGGGCAAGAGAUAGUAAAUCCAAAAGUUGCGAGAAUUUACAUGUUUUGUAAAAUAUUUUUGUCAAUUCUAUGGAUUUUAUUCUUGACCAAUUGAGAAUGUUGAUUUAUUUCAAUAAUUUUUUGUAACCAAGACUGAAUUUAAGAUUUUAGAAUUACAAAGUAUUCAACUCAUGACUCGUUUCUUUGUUGUUGUUUUUUUUUUUUUUUUUUUUAACUUAUUUACAUAAAUUUUUAAUGUAUUGCUCGUGAAAAAUUAAAUCAAAAAACUUACAUUUAAAAUUGAAAAUGUAAUUCGCGACACUAAUAAGCAUAGGCCCUUAUAACUCUGCAGAACCAAAAGAGCGUAUAAGAAAUUUUUUCCCUCCGAUCGCCUUAAGAAUAUAUUAAAAAUAUAAAAAAGUUUUUUAUCUGUACUUUUGGUUUUUCCGAGUCAAAAAAGUGUAAAAUUUACGAUACGCACGUUUUGGAAUUAACAACGCGAUAUGUUCCUACGGAAAAGUUAUAUAUCCGUAAGUAUAGACUGGUAAUGUAUUCAAGGAUGUAUUCUGGGAUAUAUUCAAAUUAGCCAAAAUAUCUAUAAUUGGACAUAUGUGUAUCGUAUAUAUUCAAGGUUGGUUCUGGGGAUACUAAAAUUAAAGUAAACAUCAUCGUCAUUUGGUUGAGAAUACAAAACAUAUAUAAAGCUUUGCAAUCAAGAACGAAUUUGACAGAUAUUUGCCCUCUGUCAAAAUUUCUAGAUACUAAACGAUGCGUACAUAUCCGAGUAUAAAUUUCUAGGCAAACUUGAAUAUACCUUAGAACAUAUCCUAAGAUAUAUUCUCAGUAUAUAUUUACGGAUAAAAAAUUUUUCCGUGUUAGGAAUGUAUUUAUUUAAAAUAUCUAAUGAAUUUCGGUAGUCUGUGAUUCAAGAGACUAUAUAUUAACUCUGGGCUAACUGUAUUUAAAGAAAAUAAAUAAAUUGCUUAAGCACAGCAAAAUUAAACUAACCAAAAUAAAUAAAAAAGAUACAAUGUAUAUUCAGUUGUUUAUCUUUCAAAUUACGAAAAGAGAUAGCUUUUUUUAUUUAUUUGUCGACUACUUGCACUGGUAAAUUUUUUGUUAAAACUUAUAUUAACUGUUAAAAAAGUAAAAAAAAAAAUUGUUCAUCCUAAUAAUUUUAAUUUUUAAUUAACUCUGGAAAUUACUUUCUUAGGAUUAAAAAUACCGGUAAUACAAAAGAGCAUGAUAAUGAAGAAUUAGGAACAAUAAAAAACGAGACCCGAGUAAUAAGUAUAAAAGUCGAUUAAAUGUGUGAAAUUACAAUGAUGUUGAAUGGUGGCAAUUAAAUAAGUAGCCUUGACGAUAAAAAAGUUUUAAAAAAGAUAAAAAAAAAUAAUAUUAUUCAAAAUCAAUCAUUUUUUAAUCCAAAUCAUUUCUAAUACGCUUGAAUUAACGUGAUCAGUUUACAUUAAUUAAGCAAUUAAUAAAUCGAUAAUGCAAUAUAUUUAAUAU
Cotesia glomerata is the source of this 4189-nucleotide messenger RNA. RefSeq lists its product as uncharacterized. Bases 698 to 2749 code for a protein of 683 amino acids. The transcript is spliced from 10 exons. Lineage: Eukaryota; Metazoa; Arthropoda; Insecta; Hymenoptera; Braconidae. The record is from RefSeq and is a predicted model, not a curated record. Gene Ontology annotation, cellular component: plasma membrane. Gene Ontology annotation, molecular function: GTP binding; calcium channel regulator activity; GTPase activity.